Polistes canadensis is the source of this 1685-nucleotide messenger RNA. It is a transcript of the gene Oscillin, whose product is annotated as glucosamine-6-phosphate isomerase. Gene Ontology annotation, cellular component: cytoplasm. The record is from RefSeq and is a predicted model, not a curated record. Bases 381 to 1226 code for a protein of 281 amino acids. The transcript has 6 exons. Gene Ontology annotation, biological process: N-acetylglucosamine catabolic process; D-glucosamine catabolic process; N-acetylneuraminate catabolic process. Gene Ontology annotation, molecular function: glucosamine-6-phosphate deaminase activity; identical protein binding. NCBI's taxonomy places the organism in Eukaryota, Metazoa, Arthropoda, Insecta, Hymenoptera, Vespidae.
GACAGAUCUAAAAUAUUUUAUCUAUGCAAAUGCAUAUAUUAUAAUAUAUUUGUGUAAUAUUAAUUAAAUAAAUUAAUUUAGUUAUUUCUUUUUAUUAUAUUUCGUAGGUCCAAUCAUUGGUUGUCAUUAAAAUUAAUUUUCUUUCAUUGGUAGAUAUUUCAUAUCAAGUACUUUCUUUUAUGAUAGCGUUAAUGAAAAAUUUAACACACGUACUUAUUGCUUACGUUACUUAACCAAUCUAUUAGUAAUCCUCUGCUAGUGUAGUAGUGUUUUAUUUUAUUAUAACUAUCAGCUGAUUAAUAGUGUAUCUUUUUAGUGAUUUACGACUGGCAGAUUGGAGACGUAUAAGUGAUCAUCUGUAUAACGUAUAAAGAAUUACAAUGCGUUUAGUAAUUUGUGAUACAGUAGACUAUGUCUCUGAAUGGUCUGCUAAAUAUGUUUUAAAAAGAAUUAAAGAUUUUGAACCUAAUGAAAACAAAUAUUUUGUUCUUGGUCUUCCUACAGGUGGUACACCUCUGGGAAUGUAUAAGAAAUUAAUAGAAUAUUAUAAGGCUGGAAAAAUAUCUUUUAAAUAUGUCAAGACUUUUAAUAUGGAUGAAUACGUUGAUUUACCAAGAGAUCAUCCAGAAUCAUAUCAUUAUUACAUGUAUAAUAACUUUUUUAAGCAUAUAGAUAUUGACCCCAAAAAUGUUCAUAUUCUUGAUGGAAAUGCACCUGAUCUUGUAAAAGAAUGCGAUGAUUUUGAAAAAAAUAUUAAAGAAGCUGGUGGAAUUGAACUUUUUAUCGGAGGUAUUGGACCAGAUGGUCAUAUAGCAUUUAACGAACCAGGUUCUUCGUUAGCAUCUCGUACUAGAGUUAAAACAUUAGCUAUAGAUACAUUGGAAGCGAAUGCUAGAUUUUUUGGAAAUGAUAUCUCGAAAGUUCCUAAACAGGCCUUAACUGUUGGUGUUGGUACUGUUAUGGAUUCAAAAGAAGUAAUGAUACUCAUUACUGGAUCUCAUAAAGCAUUUGCUCUUUAUAAAGCAAUAGAAGAAGGAGUUAAUCAUAUGUGGACGGUAUCUGCAUUUCAACAACAUCCACGUACAUUAAUAAUAUGCGAUGAAGAUGCUACUUUGGAAUUGCGUGUAAAAACAGUUAAAUAUUUUAAGGGUCUCAGUGCUGUACAUCGUAAAUUGAUCGAAGAAGAUGGAAAUACAAUACCACGUCGUUCAAUAAAUGACAGUUAAAAUGAAUUUAUGGGAUAUCCAUAGCAAGUUGAUAGAAGAAUCAAACCAUGGAUUACGUUGAUGCAAUAACCAAUACCCUAAGGUGUAAUGUAAAAGACUUCAUGUGUGAAAAGGACUCGAAAGAAUUGAUCUGGAAUUUCGGUUCAGACUAUAAUGGUAAAAUAUUUGACAAAUAUGCUGCGUCAUAAUCGUUUACUUAUGUAUUCCUCUUUUAUGUGUUUAUAUAUACAUAUUUGCACACAUCUAUAUACAUCCAUACAUAUAUGCAUAUGUUAUAUAUAUGUAAAAUUUUAAAUUGUACAAAAAGUGCAUUAUUUUUAUACUGUUAAUAUCCAUUUUUCAUAAAAUAAAUUUAUCCUUUUAUCACAUUGUCAAAUACGUAUAUGUAUUUAUCGAUUGUUUAAAAAAAAGAAAAUGGUUAAUAAAUAAUAGAAAAAUGAAUAUCAAAACCAUAUCAUA